AGUCCCAAACUGAUGUGCCAAGUGCCAGUUCAGGCCAAAGAGAUGUGCCAAGUUCCAGUAGAGUAAGCUCACCUGCUGCUCAGUCUGGAAGAGAUGUCCCAAGAGUAAGUUCAGGAGUCUCUCCUAUUGCUCAGAGAUGAUCCAAGUGUCAGUUCAGGCCAGAGAGAUGUUCCAAGUGUCAGUUCAGGCCAGAGAGAUGUUCCAAGUGUCAGUUCAGGCCAGAGAGAAGUUCCAAGUGUCAGUCUAGGCCGAAGAGAUGUUCCAAGUGUCAGUUUAGGCCAGAGAGAUGUUCCAAGUUCCAGUUCAGGCUGCAGAGAUGUUCCAGUCUGGUCGAGACGUCCCAGGUGUCACUCCAGGAAGCUCUCCAGUUGCACAAGCUGUACAGUUAGCACUAAAAUAUGGGAAACCUUUAUCUCCAAGAUUUGGUGGACGUAGAAGUGGAGCUGCCAUACCGAAUAUCCCAUCAAGAAGAAAAUUAUUACAGAUUCCAGAAGAAACAGCAUUACAGGAGCAGCCUACAGUGGUAGAGGAACAGUCUGGCAGAGAUGUCCCAGGUGUCACUUCUAGCCGAGAUGUCCCCCAUGUCAGUUCACAGCCCAGAGAUGUCCCAGGUGUCACUUCUAGCCGAGAUGUCCCCCAUGUCAGUUCACAGCCCAGAGAUGUCCCAGGUGUCACUUCUAGCCGAGAUGUCCCCCAUGUCAGCUCACAGCCCAGAGAUGUCCCAGGUGUCAGUUCUGGUCGAGACGUCCCACAUGUCAGCUCACAGCCUAGAGAUGUCCCAGGUGUCAGUUCAGGAGUCUCUCGUGUUGCACAGGAUCUGUCCAGAGAAAUCCCCCCUUCAGCAGAACCUCCCCUAAGACCCACAAUUGAACUUGAAAGAGCUCAGACAACAAGCAAGGAGCACUUUCUUCCCAAGUACUGGAAAAACGUUAUGGCUGCCAGAGAUAUGGGGUGGAUAUCUGACAGGUUGUACACGUCCACGGGUGUGAUCAGAAUUGAUCAACUAGACUGUUGGCAGCACCCACCACAGCCUCCUCUUCUGUCACCCCGAAAUUACGGUGCACCUAAUCCAGACUCAUACUUUUUUGCAAAAGAUGUUUGUUUGGUCACUGGGGCGAAUGUUCCAGAUCCCACUUAAGUGCAACCGCUGCGGCAGUAGGCUCACCAGAAAGGGCAUUUACAACAGGCUGCGAGAAGUGGUAGAUGUGGAUUGUAAAUAUUAUUUGAUGACUGAGUAUUGUGAAUGUGUACAGUGUAUCCCCCAAAUGACCACCAUGGGGUGGUCAGAUGUUAUCCUGAGCCAGUUGGAUGAAGGGCACCGAUUGAUUUUUCCAGCUAUUUUGACCCAGAAGCUGGCCAUUGACAAAAAGGUUGUCAAACUUCUGAGAUCACGGACUCUGGGAAACAGUUCUAAUCAACUACAGAACACCCUUCAAGAGCUCCACUCUGAAGAAUGGAUGAGGAAGGCCAUCAUGUACCUUAGUGACUGCAAGCAGCACAUUAGUUUGGCCACAACAGGGAUCUUGCAGUAUGCUAGGCCAGCUGCUUAUGGUCCUCUUCCACCACCCCCUCAGAUGCAUGAU
Messenger RNA from Lingula anatina, 1583 nucleotides. RefSeq lists its product as uncharacterized. NCBI's taxonomy places the organism in Eukaryota, Metazoa, Brachiopoda, Lingulata, Lingulida, Lingulidae. The record is from RefSeq and is a predicted model, not a curated record.